AUGGGACAAGGCUACUCCCUCACAACCCUCUCCGCAGGGUCCGCGGGGAUCGAUGUCCCUGAGCUGUCAGAUCUGGUGUAUGAGAAGUCGAUGGGUGGCGGACGUUUUAUGAAAAGUAUUCGUGCGAGGCAGCAAAAUGGCAUGGUCUUCGUCAAGGUGAUCAUGAAACCGUACCCGACCAUGAAAUUGGAGCCAUAUGUGAAGGCCAUUAUCCGGGAACGCAAGAUUCUGGCGGAUGUGCCGAAUGCGCUGAGCUAUCAUCGGGUUCUGGAAACCAGCACGAGCGGGUAUCUAGUUCGCCAGUACAUUUAUAGCUCGCUCUAUGAUCGAAUGAGCAUUCGACCAUUUCUGGAAGACAUUGAAAAGAAGUGGAUUGCAUUUCAGCUGCUCUGUGCGUUGCGGGACUGCCAUUCGCUAGAUGUCUUCCAUGGCGACAUCAAAACAGAAAACGUCUUGGUCACUUCGUGGAACUGGCUGUAUCUCUCCGACUUUUCCUCGUCAUUCAAGCCAACUUUCCUUCCAGAGGAUAAUCCUGCAGACUUUUCCUUUUAUUUCGAUAUCUCUGGGAGACGCACUUGCUAUCUGGCUCCCGAGCGCUUCCUUGUGGCCGGGGAGGAACCGGGGAGCCGACAUGUCAACUGGGCAAUGGACAUUUUCAGCGCUGGCUGUUAUCGAAAGGGCGAGUACAGUCCGGAGCACAGCCAGCUGGCUAAGAUCGAGGAUCCGGAAAUCAGAGAGCUGAUUCUUCAUAUGAUUCAACUGGAACCCGAAUCACGGUACUCUGCAGAGGAGUAUCUGAAUUUCUGGAAGGACAAAGCUUUUCCGGAAUAUUUCUACAGCUUUCUCCAUCAAUACAUGUCGCUCAUGACUGAUCCAUCCUCGGGCAGAACGAUCGUGGAUGCGGAAUCAGCCAACCGAGGAGAAUCCGAUGAUCGGAUAGAGCGGGUCUACCUGGAUUUUGAUAAGAUAUCCUACUUUCUCGGUCCUACAUCUCGAAAUGCUUCUGAUAAAAGCGCUCGGCCUACAUCCAAUUUAGCAGGCCAUGCUCUUCCCGUGAAACUUGACCUACCAAGCGGUGGGAACCCGGCCUCGGGAUCCCCAUCACAAUCGGAUGAAGGCGUUCUGAUCUUCCUGACCCUUGUGGUCUCCAACCUACGGAAUACCGCCAAAGCAUCGGCCCGCAUCAAAGCUUGUGAUAUUCUCCUGGCCUUUGCCGAGAGGCUCUCAGAUGACGCCAAGCUGGACCGCGUUCUCCCCUACAUCAUGCUCCUUUUAACCGAUCGCACAGACGCUGUCAAAGUCGCUGCCAUCCGAACCUUGACACAGUUGCUGGAGAUGGUGCACGUAGUAUCCCCAGUGAAUGCCUACUUGUUCUCCGAGUACAUUUUCCCGAGACUGCAGCCAUUUGUUGCCUCCGCCAACAGCAAUCCAAGUACCAUGGUCCGUGCUGCAUACGCCUCUUGCAUUGCAUCUUUAGCACAAUCCUCGCUGAGAUUUUUGGAUAUGAUUCAAGCGCUGCGUUCUGAUACUCGCCUGGCGUCACUAAUACCAGUCGGUUUUCAGCCUCGCUGGACCGAGGAUGCCACAUAUCAUAAUCUGUACGAUGUGGCAAGGAUCGACCUUUUGGAUUACUUUGAGGUUCACACAAAAGCGCUGUUGACGGAUUCGGAUGCAUCCGUCCGCCGGGCCUUCCUGGGCUCGGUAUCCAGCCUCUGCGUGUUUUUCGGUAAUCCAAGAGCGAACGAUGUCAUUCUCAGCCACUUGAACACAUAUCUCAAUGACCGGGACUGGAUUUUGAAAUGUGCCUUCUUUGAAGCCGUCGUUGGAGUUGCAGCGUAUGUGGGAAGCACCAGUUUGGAGCAAUACAUCCUACCCCUGAUGGUUCAAUCUAUGACGGAGCCCGAAGAAUUUGUCGUGGAAAGAGUGAUUCGCUCUCUGGCGGCCAUGGCAGACUUAGGCCUGUUUCAGCGGCCAACGACAUGGGAUCUGCUUUACAUCACCACUGGAUUUCUUGUUCACCCAAACAUUUGGAUCCGCGAGGCAGCCGUGAACUUCGUAGUCAGCUCGACCAAAUUUUUGUCGGUGGCUGACAUUUACUCGAUCUUGACGCCUCUCGUGCGGCCUUUCCUCAGAAUUAGAAUCAUGGAAUUUACGGAGUCCGACAUUCUCGAUGCGCUGAAGCCACCGAUGGCGAGAAAUAUCUACGACAUGGCUCUCGUCUGGGCGUCCAAAUCCGAUAAAGGUGUGUUCUGGAAAUCCACCAGCCGUGAGGGCACUUUCAGUCUCUCCGAGCCUGGGUCUUACAACUCUCGCGCCGGACAACGAGGCUCUUCAUUUAAAUUGAGUUCGCAAGCGAGGAACGAGGAAGACGAACAAUGGCUGUCUCGGCUACGAAAUCUGGGGGUGGGCCCCGAUGACGAGUACAAGCUGCUCGCUUUGAAAGACUAUCUUUGGAGAGUAGCUAUGCGACAACCCAGAGAUGUGGACAACAGUUUGAUCUCACAACUGAACAAUAUAAUCAAAUUGACUCAUUAUGGGGUCACCCCUCAGACGGUCUUCUUUGACAAGAAUCAAAAUGUCAAGCCGCGGAGGGCUUCUGUCAGCAGGAUUGAAAGCCCUACCGUCGAUGAGCAAAGGCCCAAAACCAUUGCAGACGCGCUGCUUGAUGCCUCUACAACGAUUGAGAGAACACCGAGUGCUCAUCGCAAGCAUUUGCGAUCGAAGAGCCACCGCCACAAAGAAACAGGGUCCGCCCCUCGACCAACUGCUCUAGAAAAUCUCACCACCGAUUCCUCCCCAUCAUCUUCCCCGACAGCAUCGUCACCCGCUGCCGGACCAGAGUCCCGUCCCUUGUCACCCCCAGGCUCAGAUGUCGAUCGAAAACUUUCUAGUCGCCAGCCGAGCUUCGAGCAAGAAGGCUCAUCAACACCCACCGAAGCAGAGAAUCCUGCGCUCAGAAUCCUGUCUGGGCAGGUGCAGCGAAAAUCCAGUGCGAUCAGCCUGCUGAACCGCAAGGAAACGGCCAAAGCCUACGCAGAAACAAGCACCAGUUCAGCAAAUGCAUUCGGAAAAGUGGACGCUCCACUCCAGAGAGGAGGGACUCCUCAGCCAUCGGCCCUCGCACUUUCAUACGACCGGAAACCCCUCGAACCAGCGGCCCGGGAAUACCAUGCCAACCACUCAUACGGAGGCGAUGACCCAGUUGUUCUACGGCUGCUGGACAAUGUGUUUGCGGAGAAUUACCCUACGGACUUCUUUGAUUUGGGUCCAUAUGUCAAGGAGGUGGAUUCUCGACGGCCAAUUCGCAAAGUUAACGCGCAAGAUUCCAGCAAAGUUUGGAAACCCGAAGGGAAUCUGGUGGCCAUUUUUGGCGAGCACAGUGGCCCCGUGAACCGCGUCGCUGUCGCACCAGACCAUUCUUUCUUUGUCACUGCUUCAGAUGACGGUUCGGUAAAGAUCUGGGACACAGCCCGCCUCGAACGCAACCUGACGCCUCGGUCCCGCCAAACCCAUAGACAUGGGCCAGGUGCGCGCGUAAAAGCGCUGACUUUUGUUGAAAACACGCACACUUUCAUUAGCGGCGCCACUGACGGCAGCAUUCACGCUGUCAGAGUCGAGUAUCACAAUGUCAAUGACACCGUUCGAUACGGCAAGCUUCAGCUUGUUAGAGAAUAUCAACUACCCACUGCGGACGACGGGACUGUCGAGUAUCCGAUUUGGCUGGAACAUUUCCGCUCUGACGCUCAGUCCACCCUGCUGAUCGCGACCAAUACUUGCCGUAUCCUUGCGUUGGAUAUGAAGACCAUGCUACCCGUUUAUUCACUGGAGAACCCCGUCCAUCACGGAACCCCCACCGCCUUCUGCUGUGACCGUAAGCACAACUGGCUGCUGGUGGGCACCACUCACGGGAUUCUCGAUCUGUGGGAUCUCCGCUUCCGCGUGCGGUUGAAGGCAUGGGGUCUACCGGGUUGGGGCGCGAUUCACCGACUGCAAGUCCAUCCCACCAAGGGUCGAGGCCGUUGGGUUUGCGUAUCCGGGAGUGGCAAUCAUGGAAAUGAGAUUACCGUUUGGGAUAUUGAAAAGGUCCGCUGCCGUGAGGUCUACCAGGCGACUCCUAUGGGCCCCAGUAAUGGCACCCCUAAUGGCGGGCACCAACCCGCGCGAGCCACUACUUCGAGCCUUCGGGACUACGAGGCCUGGCGAGUCGACGGGGAUCGGCCAGAAGGGAUGCUCAGUCGCUUUGCCACCACCAGUCCCGCAGGAAUGGAUGCCGGAGGACCUGCAUCUGGUGGCAGCGGGGCUACAUCGUCACCCACGAGCCUGGCGGCUGAUCGACUUGGGAUCUGGGCCUUUGCUGUCGGGUUUGACUCCCUCGAUGACGGGAAGGAUAACAGCACGAGAUGCGGGUUCAUGGUGUCGGCUGGCUGCGACCGCAAGAUCCGGUUCUGGGACCUCGCGCGACCCGAGCUGUCCUCUCUUGUCAGCGGCCUUGACGUGGUAUCGGACAGCGGCGCGACCGGGAAACCGCGCUACGACCUGUCGCAGCCCAAUCCCAAUCUCCUGGUGACCACCGAGCACCUUCCCAGCGCGUCGAGCAGCGCAGCUUCAGGCUCGCGGAAGGGAGCCAGUGGCCGGCCGCCUCGUAGCACGGUGAUUAGUCUUCAGCAGCAGAUGCUGCUGAAGAGCCAUUUGGAUAUCAUCCAGGACGUCGCGGUAUUGCGGGUGCCAUACGGCAUGAUUGUGAGCAUGGACCGAGCAGGGAUGGUCUAUGUGUUUCAGUGA
This is a messenger RNA of Penicillium lagena, 4782 nucleotides long. RefSeq names its product ubiquitin-binding serine/threonine protein kinase VPS15. Lineage: Eukaryota; Fungi; Ascomycota; Eurotiomycetes; Eurotiales; Aspergillaceae. Gene Ontology annotation, molecular function: protein serine/threonine kinase activity; protein binding; ATP binding. The transcript is spliced from 4 exons. Gene Ontology annotation, biological process: late endosome to vacuole transport; protein phosphorylation; macroautophagy. The coding region runs from base 1 to 4782 and encodes 1593 amino acids. Gene Ontology annotation, cellular component: phosphatidylinositol 3-kinase complex, class III, type II; nucleus-vacuole junction; late endosome. The record is from RefSeq and is a predicted model, not a curated record.